AAAAGGUGAGAGACGGAAAGGUCAAAAGCUUGCCGAAUUCUUAUACUAUUGUCGCCUCAAUCGUGAAUUCGGAGAAGAAAAUUGGAGAAUCGAAACCCUAGAGAGAGAAAGAGGAAACGAAGAUGGUUUUCUACUUCAAGGCGCGACCGGAGGCGGGAGACUACACCAUUUUCAUGGGCCUCGACAAGUAUGAGAACGAGGAGCUCAUCAAAUACGGCUUUCCCGAAGACGUUUGGUUCCAUGUAGAUAAGAUGUCUUCAGCCCAUGUUUAUCUGAGACUGAACAAGGGUCAAACAAUUGAUGAUAUACCUGAAGGUGUAUUGGAAGAUUGUGCUCAAUUAGUGAAAGCAAAUUCUAUCCAAGGUAAUAAAGUAAAUAAUGUUGAUGUUGUUUACACCCCUUGGCAAAACCUUAAGAAGACUGCUUCCAUGGAUGUUGGGCAAGUUGGUUUCCACAAUUCAAAAAUGGUUCGUACUGUGAGAGUGGAAAAACGAAUAAAUGAGAUAGUUAAUCGAUUAAACAGGACAAAGGUGGAAAGAAAGCCAGAUUUAAAAGCUGAACGGGAGGCAGUUAAUGCAGCUGAAAGAGCUGAGAGGAAACAGCAGCUCCGUGAUAAAAAACGACGGGAAGAAUUAGAAAGGCUUGAGAAAGAGAGACAGGCUGAAUUAAGGAGCUACAAAAAUUUGAUGGUAGCUGAAAAGAUGACAUCCAACAAGGAUAUAGCAUCUGCAAACAAGUCCCUGCAAGAACUUGAGGAAGAUUUCAUGUGAAUCCAAAAUCCUUAAAACAUAAACAAUUUGUCAAAGUUUGGCAAUUAAUCCAUAAUAUGAGAGUUGUAACCCUAAGGAGGACAGGAUAGAAGAUCAAGAAAGAGAAGUCACUGACUGCGGCAUUCUUGAACGGUGAUACCGUACUAUGUUGUGUCCGACUGUCCAUAAACAUAAAUAGUCACCUGAGCUUAGUAUAUUCAGUGGUCUUGAAGCUCUCAAAGUGUGUUAAUAGAAUCUGGGGAGCAAGGGUCCAGCGUUUGAGAGCAGGCAGAAGACAAUUGAAUGUAUUAAACAUGGAUGACGACGACGGUGGUGAUAACAUUGUUUUCGUAUGUGAGUAAAAUGAUCUAAUUUAUUCUCCACCUGA
Molecule: messenger RNA, 1137 nt
Organism: Sesamum indicum (sesame)
Lineage: Eukaryota; Viridiplantae; Streptophyta; Magnoliopsida; Lamiales; Pedaliaceae
Product: coiled-coil protein
Source: RefSeq, a predicted model, not a curated record